AUGUCUGGAAUAAACGUAACGGACUUUGUAUGUCCAUCAUGCGCAAAUUGGUCGACACCUUAUCUGAAAACAUUUGUUAAUCAUUUAAAAAAUACUCAUGGUACCAAUAAAAAUAUUACUAUUACGUGUAAUUUAUGCAAUUCUGUAUUUUCGAACGCAAGAGCGUUUUCGCAACAUGUUAGUAAAUAUCAUAGAAUGGAGGAUAAAGCCGUAACAGAAGAUGAUGAACUUCAGAUAUUAGAAGAAAGCAUCGAACAACCACAACCUAUGGUAAUUAACACAAGUCUGAAUGAUGUUGAGUAUAUGGCCAUUAAAGAAGAAACAUCCGAGGAACAACUAGCAACAACAUUAACUGAAACGAACUCAUUGAUCAUGCGAAUUUUACAUUUUCUACUGACACUGCAAGCUUGUUUUUAUAUAUCUGAGGCUGCUAUUAGAUAUGUAGCAACAAAUUUAGCUGAUCUACUGGAAUGGUUGUUAGUUCACCCAGAUAUGUCUCGCCAAGCGAUAUCGUUUUUAAGAGAGAUGGAAAGUCCUGUUAAACGAUCCCAAGCUGCUGAACAACAUUUUGGUUAUGGUCGUCUAAAAAGCGAUACAACUGAGGUCUUAUUGAACAACAACGAAUAUCACACUGUUAAAUGGAGUUAUAUUCCAUUCCUGGAUAACUUGGGACAUUUCUUACAACUGCCUGAGGUUCAGGCUGAUUUAAGUGCUGAUAAUACAAGAAAUGAUGGUGUUAUGCUAGAUAUACAUGAUGGCCAAUUUGCUCGAAACCAUCCAGAAUUCAAAAACCGAAGUUUUUUAAAAAUAGAAUUGAAUUGUGGCAAGUAUCAUUCUGAUUCACGGGAAUCUUUGCUGAGACGGCGUUGGCUAUGUUUAGAUGAUUUGAAUAUCACUAAUGCUGUUUCUCACAAAAUACACAAAAUUUUUUUCGUGUAUUGGUCUUUGUUAAAUUUAAAUCGUGAUCAUCGUUCCGGCCAAGCAGCGAAACGACUAGUGGCUGCUUGUGAUUCAAAAGCUCUAAAACAUGGGCUGUUAGAUCGUGUUUUAAAUGAUUUUCUUGAUGGUAUUAAAAAAUUAUCGACUGAUGGUUUGCCUCUUGACGCUAUUCAAGUCUACCAUCUGUUUAUUAAUUUGCCUUACAUAUUAAAAAUUCUAUUACACAACUCAGCAUUUGAGGCUUUAGAAUGUUUGUUCUUGUUGGUCGAUAUUGUUAGUUUAGUUUAUGCAUCUGAAGCUGAUGACACUACCGUCGAUCAGUUGCAAGAAUGCAUCUUACAACAUAAUCGACUUUACAAGAAACUUUAUCCAAACACUCUAAAACCAAAGUUUCAUUUCAUGCUUCAUAUUCCAGUGCAGAUGCGACGUUUUGGACCUCAAAGAUACACACAAUGUUUGAGUGCUGAACGGAAACAUCAGUUUUUCAAAGGUUUUAAGCAUCGUUGUUUCAAAAAUUUGCCUUUUACUUGCGCUAAGCGACAUCAAACUUGGGAGUUUUCAAAAGAUUACAAUGCCGAUGGUACAUUGUCAACGAACAUCUUCAAGCAUAAUCUGAUGCUACACUACGUAACAACAAUUCCUGAUGAAUUGAUCCUGGAUAUUGAACAACUGCAACUGUCGUCACCACCAACAAAUAUAGCACAAAUUGCCAAAAUCGACUCAAUAAGUUAUACAGUCGGGACGAUAUUAUGUGUAUCCAGCGUGUAUUUAUUAUUUAAACCGCAAUUUGUUCAUAUAAAAAAUAUUCUAGUUAUUGAUCAUCAACCAAUUUUUAUGGUACAGUAUGUUAAAGUUAUCAAAUACGAUCCACAUGUGAAAGCAUUUGAAGUUAGAAUGAAACAGGAACUUGGAAGUGUAUCUCAACAAGAUCUAAAGUAUGCGUGGCCUCUUAAAUUGAUUGAGAUUAAUCACGUAAAAUCAUGUUUAAAAACACGUGCAGUCAGUGUCCGGAUACGGACCAUUGUAUUAGUUAUAUUAAUGACGAUAGCAGCAACAAUCAGUGUCUAUUUAUCUUCCAUAUCAGCAACAAUGUCACCAACAACGUCUAUUACCUCUCCUAUUCCUGUUAUAAAAUCAUCUCCAUCAACACCCAAAACUCUCUCCAACCCAACUCUAUCACCAUCGACGGAACAAGUCAGUCCAUUAUAUCGGUCGAGGUUAUUACAAAGUGAUCAACCUUCAUCUUCUAUUGCUUGCCCACUAUCGACAGUAGCCAGCGAUAAAACACCGUUAAGGCCACCCAAAAAUAGAAUUAACGCAAAAAUCCAGGAAUCUAAUGUUCAUGUACCCUCGACAUGUCAAUUACCAGUCUAUACGGAGACUGUGGAACAAGCUUUGUUAGAAGGAAACCUUGAACGAGUUUCCAGAAAAUUUUUCAAUCAAACAAGAGACGCCAUGCUAUCUGGAUAUCCAGCUAUAAGUGGUCAGAUUGAUUACAAAAAUGUUAGCCUUGCUAUUGUACGUCAAUAUCCAAAUAUAACAAAAAAGGAUGGUUUUAAAUUGACUGAUCUAUCAUCGCGAUUAGCUGAAUCAAUCAGUAAUUUUCGACAAGAGAUGAAACGUAAACAAGGAUUACUAACAAAACGAAAGAAAAAACAAAGAAAAACAACUGCAGCUAUUGAUGUUAAAGAAGUAAAGAAAAUCGAGAGUUACGAAACAGAUACUGACGAGGAAAAUCAGAACUCAGUUGUAAAGUGUGCUCGUGUUAAAGAAAGCCCAGUGAAUGACAAUGUGAAUCGUAUUUUAAAUGAAAUCUCAAUAAAUAGGAAAAAGAUGGAUGAAGAAGAAGACAAGAUUAUGUCAUUGCAUUAUGAUAAUGAGAUUACUGUCGUUACAACGAGAGAAUCACCAUCAUCGUCAAAAGUUUUAGCUGUAGAUACCGAUGAACAUGCUGAAUUAUUUAAAACAUAUAUGUAUGAAUCACUGAUGAGCACUGAAAAACAGUCUGAAGUCUCCGUACCAGCAACCUCGUUAUUGUUAACAACACAACAAACACAAAGAGAUGAUAAUUCAAUUCAGAAAGAUUCAAAAGCACAAUUUUAUAAAAAUAUCACAGACAAAGUUAAAAGCAUGGCUGCUCGUGCGGCCGUUUUGACGGACGACGAUACUGCUACUGUGAUAUUGCUUCCAUAUUCACGUGCGUUACAAUCUCAGCAAACACAACUGACUCCAGCAUCGUCUUUUACUCCACCUUGUUCCAUUGCACCAAAACCUAUACCUUCACAACCAUCGUUAAACAGUUGUACAACAUCAAAAGAUAACUCAUCAGCUUCGUCGUCAGAUGACUCAACCAUUGAUCAAACAUAUAGUUCACUUAAAAGUGAACUAUGCACAAGAGUAUCACAAAUUAGUAAGAAGAAGAAAGCAAACGUUGAACCAAGUGUGAUGGUGCAUAUCAAACAAUUACAAGAAACUACAUUUUUAAUGAGAAGAAAACAAAUGUCCAAACAUUUACUUUUAACAAUCAAUGACAAAGCACAACUUUAUCCGGAGUUGUUGAAUGAACAAACAAUUUUAAGCGAAUGGAAUUUAUUAUUAAAAACAAACAAAACAAAAGAAAAUAAAACGAAAAUUUCAGCAGUAAUUGAUAAACAAUUAAACCAAAAUAGUUUAAGAUGUGUUUUAGAUAAACUGAUAAACAUUCAUAAAGUGAAAAACAAUCAGACAAUGUCUUCAGUUGGUGUGUUUUGGUCGGGAGCAACAUGGGAUAAAGGAACCAUUAAUUUAUCAUCAACAGUAAAAUUUAAUAUCACGUCAGCGGCCAGUGGCCUCCAAGGGCCGUUAUUUUUAUUUUUAGUCACAUUUCCAGUUUAUGAUAUUGACUUUCCUGCCGAUAUAAAAGUAGCUGUUGAUCAAUUAAUUGAACAAUUAUCGAAAGUUGCAGCACAUCAAGGACCAAGAGGCACAACAUAUGUUAUUACAUUUAAUAAAUAUGUUAUUGAAAGAGAAAGUAGACGUGCUGCUAAAUAA
This is a messenger RNA of Didymodactylos carnosus, 3969 nucleotides long. The record is from the annotation of a GenBank genome assembly. NCBI's taxonomy places the organism in Eukaryota, Metazoa, Rotifera, Eurotatoria, Philodinida, Philodinidae.